This is a messenger RNA of Mus caroli (Ryukyu mouse), 1573 nucleotides long. RefSeq names its product mitochondrial ribosomal protein L35 (gene Mrpl35). NCBI's taxonomy places the organism in Eukaryota, Metazoa, Chordata, Mammalia, Rodentia, Muridae. Gene Ontology annotation, molecular function: structural constituent of ribosome. Gene Ontology annotation, cellular component: mitochondrion; ribosome. Gene Ontology annotation, biological process: translation. The record is from RefSeq and is a predicted model, not a curated record.
CUUUUAGUCCACUGCGGCCACCGUAGGUAGACUGCAAGAUGGCGGCUUCCAUCUUCACGGGCGCCGUUAGAGCUGCCUCAGGAAUAUUCCGUCCCUUGAAUGUCUUGGCAUCUUCAACCUAUCGGAACUGCGCCAGGAAUGCCUGUCUUAAUUCUUCACUGUGCACCAUUCAUUUUAGACAUAUUCAGACAUCAGUUGUUUCCUCUGCUCCAAGACUUGUCACAUCUGUCGGACACCUGGCAUAUGGGCAUACCACAACAGUCCUUAAUAGAGUGGCUACAUUGGUUCCCAGUGUCCUGAAGCCACCAGUCAGAGCUCUAACAUACUGCAGCACACGGAAAGGCAAGAGAAAGACGGUAAAAUCGGUCGUGCAUCGUUUCCUCCGACUUCAUUCUGGCCUUUGGCUAAGGAGAAAGGCUGGCUAUAAGAAAAAAUUAUGGAAAAAGUCAACUGCAAGAAAGAAGCGCUUAAGGGAAUUUGUGUUCUGCAGCAAGACCCAGAGUAAACUCCUGGAUAAAAUGACGACAUCUUUCUGGAAGAGGCGCAACUGGUACGCUGGCGAUCCUUACCAGAUGUACCACGAUCGAACAAACCUGCGUGUAUAGUUCAGAGCUAUCAUAGUUCCCAACUAUGGAAUGUGGGUCUUUGUGUACAUGAUGCCCUUGCAAAGUGAGUAUGCGUUAAACUGUAAACUGUACCAGCUGAUCGGCAAGUUUAAAUUACCACCAUUGUGCAUUAAACAUUCCCAGAGUUGGUCAUAGAACUAAAAGUUAAAUUUAUUGUGCAUUAUUUAAAAAAACUGGUAAUGGCUUUCCUUAUUCCUGGAAUCUUGGGUGAGGAAAAACACGAAAAGACGCUCAACAGUGGGCCUUUGUAUGGAAUUGAGAUGGUUUGCAGGUCUUUGCACAUGCUAAACAGACAUCCUACAUGCCUAUUCCCAAUAUGGCACAUGCAUGCUGUGUUUAAAAAAUAAGUACCUAGGAACUCAACCUCCUCACAGUCUCCUACCUGUAACUCUCUGCCCCAGCUUUGGGGAAGGCAGGAGAUGGUGGGACUUUAUGCCUUGGUUCUACUGUGAGAGUGUGUGGUGUGUGUGUGUGUGUCUACCCACCAUCACUCUCUUUAGUCUUGGCUUUUGUUUAUGUAAAGUUUCUAUCUCUCAGACUCCCUUCAGUCUGAACCUUUGGGUUCCCUUUAACAUUACAACCCUCAACUCUUGUCAUCUCUUCUCUCUUAAUUGCCAGGGGACUCUCAGUGGGCCAUCCUGCCUUUUCCUCGUAAGUCCGAAUCAAUGCCAUCAUGCAAUGUAGAGCUUAUCUGUUUGUGGCUAGGACUCCACCCAGGCUCUCUUAGUUGUAUCAGCAGGUUCAUGUGGAGUAAAAAGAUAAGUGUGAGCUGUUUUGCUUAGAGGUACAUAGGGUAGCAGGGCACUUUCAUCUUGUGUCCUGGGUUCUUUGUAUUUAUGACAGUUAUUACUCAUUUUAUUGUAACAGGAUAGUUUUCAUAAAAGUAAAUCAUCUUCCCAAAUACCCUUCUUGGAAUACAUAGCUAUAUAAUAAACUUUUACCCAGUU